Piliocolobus tephrosceles (Ugandan red Colobus) is the source of this 600-nucleotide messenger RNA. RefSeq names its product coiled-coil domain containing 167 (gene CCDC167). The coding region runs from base 54 to 347 and encodes 97 amino acids. The transcript is spliced from 4 exons. The record is from RefSeq and is a predicted model, not a curated record. Lineage: Eukaryota; Metazoa; Chordata; Mammalia; Primates; Cercopithecidae.
AUAGCGACUUGGUGGGCGAGUCCAGUGAUGACUUGGGGAUCCGGGCAACUAACAUGACUAAAAAGAAGCGGGAGAAUCUGGGCGUCGCUCUAGAGAUCGAUGGGCUAGAGGAGAAGCUGUCCCAGUGUCGGAAAGACCUGGAGGCCGUGAACUCCAGGCUCCACAGCCAGGAGCUGAGCCCAGAGGCCAGGAGGUCCCUGGAGAAGGAGAAAAACAGCCUAAUGAGCAAAGCCUCCAACUACGAGAAGGAACUGAAGUUUCUUCGGCAAGAGAACCGGAAGAACAUGCUGCUCUCUGUGGCCAUCUUCAUCCUCCUGACCCUCGUCUAUGCCUACUGGACUAUGUGAGCCUGGCACUUCCCCACAACCAGCACAGGCUUCCACUUGGCCCCUUGAUCAGGACCAAGCAGGCACUUCAAGCCUCAACAGGACCAAGGUGCUGGGGUGUUCCCCUCCCAACCUAGUGUUCAAGCAUGGCUUCCUGGCGGCCCAGGCCUUGCCUCCCUGGCCUGCUGGGGGGUUCCAGGUCUGCAGAAGGACAUGGUGCUGGCUCCUCCCUUAGCCCAAGGGAGAAGCAAUAAAGAACACAAAGCUCUUCCCA